CCACCGCGCCGCGGCCCGCGCGCCCGGAUCCUUAGCUCCGGGCGCCGCCGCCCGAGCCCGCGGACGGCCGCGGAGACCCCGGCCUCGGCGGGCGGGCGCCCUGUCCGCGGCGCCUGUCCAGCUCCCCCAGGAGGGCCGGCUCACCAUGCUCCUGCUGUCGCGGCGCCGCCUCCUCCUGUCCGUCUAUUGCCCGCAGAUCUUCCUCCUUCUGUCCAGCGGCAGCUACCUGGCGCUGUCCUCCGUCGUGGCCCUGGGCGCCAACAUCAUCUGCAACAAGAUCCCGGGGCUGGCCCCGCGGCAGCGUGCCAUCUGCCAGAGCCGGCCGGACGCCAUCAUCGUGGUGGGCGAGGGCGCCCAGAUGGGCAUCGACGAGUGCCAGCACCAGUUCCGCUUCGGGCGCUGGAACUGCUCGGCGCUGGGCGAGAGGACGGUCUUCGGGCAGGAGCUCCGAGUAGGGAGCCGCGAAGCGGCCUUCACGUACGCCAUCACGGCCGCGGGGGUGGCACACGCCGUCACGGCCGCCUGCAGCCAGGGCAACCUGAGCAACUGCGGCUGCGACCGCGAGAAGCAGGGCUACUACAACCAGGCCGAGGGCUGGAAGUGGGGUGGCUGCUCGGCCGACGUGCGCUACGGCAUCGACUUCUCCCGCCGCUUCGUGGACGCCCGCGAGAUCAAGAAGAACGCGCGGCGCCUCAUGAACCUGCACAACAACGAGGCCGGCAGGAAGGUGCUGGAGGAGCGCAUGAAGCUGGAGUGUAAGUGCCACGGCGUGUCGGGCUCUUGCACCACCAAGACGUGCUGGACCACGCUGCCCAAGUUCCGGGAGGUGGGCCACCUGCUCAAGGAGAAGUACAACGCGGCCGUGCAGGUGGAGGUGGUGCGGGCCAGCCGCCUGCGGCAGCCCACCUUCCUCCGCAUCAAGCAGCUGCGCAGCUACCAGAAGCCCAUGGAGACAGACCUGGUGUACAUCGAGAAGUCGCCCAACUACUGCGAGGAGGACGCGGCCACGGGCAGCGUGGGCACGCAGGGCCGCCUGUGCAACCGCACCUCGCCCGGCGCCGACGGCUGCGACACCAUGUGCUGUGGCCGUGGCUAUAACACGCACCAGUACACCAAGGUCUGGCAGUGCAACUGCAAGUUCCACUGGUGCUGCUUCGUCAAGUGCAACACGUGCAGCGAGCGCACCGAGGUGUACACGUGCAAGUGAGCACGUGCCCCGCAGCUCCGGUCCCUCCUGCUGCGGCCCCAGCUCCGCCCGCCCCGCCCCUCAGGGUUCAGCCCCGCCCCUCAGGGUUCAGCCCCGCCCCUUGGGGCAAAGCCCCGCCCCACUGGGUAGAGCUCUGCCUCUUUGGUGCAGCUCUGCCCCACAGGGCAUAGCCCCACCCCUAAGGGUAUAGCCCCGCCCCCCGUGUGCAGCCCCGUUCCACCCCACAGGGCAUAGCUCCACCCCAAAUGGUGUAGCCCCGCCUUACCCUACAGGGCAUAGCUCCACCCCAAAGGUGAAGCCCCACCCCUCAGGGUGCAGCCCCGCCCCUCUGGGUAUGGCCCCGCCCCACCCUACAGGGCAUAGCUCCACCCCAAAGGUGUAGCCCCGCCCUCUCUGGGUGUAGCCCCGCACCUGCGGAUGUAGCCCCGCCCCACGCAGCCCUGCCCGGGCUGAUUUGCACACCCUGUGGGCGCUGGCGCUGCUGCCCAGGGCAGGGGUGGCCCCAGCAGGUGGGAAGGCGCCCCCAGGCCCGCCCACCACUCCCACCCUUCCCUCUGGCCCUCCCUUUUCAUCACCUCCGGGGGCAGGACGGCCCCCACCACGCGGCCAGAGACAUUGGUGGCCCCCUCGGGUGCCCCUGAAGUGACCCUCACUUAGGGCGCACGGACCGGAGGCCGCGCGGGGAGCGGACUGUGCGCGUCCUGCCCGCCCCGGGGGCUCGGACACGGAAGGGCCGGGCAGCCCCAGGCCAGACUGCUGAGCUGGCCACCCCCGCCGAGCGCCCCAGGGCGUCCGGGCUGGCCGUGGUGACGUUAUUUAUGUUCUCUCCGUCUCCGAGAGGGUCCCAGCACUGAGGCGUCGCCGGGCCCCUCCCCAGCCCCAGCCCCAGCCCUGCAGCACCCAGCCCGCUGCCCUCCGGCCCUGCCUCAGGGGUCCCCAGGGAGCCUGGCGGGGGCCUGGGAGCUGGCACAGACUCUCCCAGCCCCCCUUGCUGGGACAGGUGCCGCCCGUCCCGGCCUCUCCCCCUACAGGCCCCCUUGUUUACAGAGCCCCUGCAGGGGGUCAGCUCAGACGGGGACACUGAGGCCAGGGCUGCUGGUGGUCCUGUGACCCCGAAGAAGGCCCCCCUGGCUGGGGCGGCCUGACCUUGAGAGACGCACCCUGGACACCCCACGCCUCAAACACUCCCAGCUGCACCCCUCCCUCCGCACCCCCCCCAGCUGCCUUCAAGGCGUCCCACAGUGGUGACCUUCGACCCCUGAGCGUGAUGGGGAGAAAAUGACCACACAAGGACCUCCGUGGCCCGUCUCCCGGGCUCCCGCCCCCCACGGACCCUCUCAACUUUCCUAGCCCCGAACCAGUGGGGUGGGAGUGGGACAGGGGUGCCCCCCGCCCUGCGUCCUGUGUGGGACCCGUUGGACCUGGGGCUGACCGGCUCCCUGGGGGGGGACCCUGUAGAACAGAGGCAUAACGGGAGCAGCCCAGGCCUCGCCACUGCCCAGGCCCCCGCCCACACCGGGUGGACACGUCCCCUCUCCAGACGCCCGAGCGCCUGCGUGUGUCCCGGGGACUCCGUGUGACCACCUCGGGCCCAGUGUCCGCCCCAACCCGUGAGCCCGCGGCCGGCGCCCCCACAGCUGCUGUCCAGGCACUUCCGGGCUUGGGGGCUGCACCCCGCCCGGCUCCUGCCCCCCACCCCUGGCCCGGCCCUCGGCACGAAACCCGGUUAACUUAUAUUGUUAUAUAGCGUUGAAAUGUCUAUAUUGUCUCUUAAAUUAUUGUGACGUACACUGGGUGCUGGAGGGGGUGGCCGCUCUGUCCCCAAGCCGGCUCCUCCUUCAGCUCGAAACUGACCCUCGGGGGCCCCCGACGCCACGGAGCCCCGUGCCCCGUCCCCCCCCGGGCUCCCCACGCCUCCCCCGUGGCCGGGCAGAGAGGGGUCCCCGUGUCUGGGGGUCCACGGGGUUCUGACAAGCUCUGUCUGCCUUUCCCGGCGGGGAGCUCGGACUCAA
This is a messenger RNA of Sorex araneus (European shrew), 3219 nucleotides long. RefSeq names its product Wnt family member 7B (gene WNT7B). Gene Ontology annotation, molecular function: frizzled binding; cytokine activity. Lineage: Eukaryota; Metazoa; Chordata; Mammalia; Eulipotyphla; Soricidae. Gene Ontology annotation, cellular component: extracellular region. Bases 146 to 1207 code for a protein of 353 amino acids. The transcript has 4 exons. Gene Ontology annotation, biological process: multicellular organism development; positive regulation of JNK cascade; cell fate commitment. The record is from RefSeq and is a predicted model, not a curated record.